AUCACAUGCAGAUUACUUUCGAGUUCCUGUUUCCACGAAUCGUCACAUGCAUGCAAUAAAUUAAACAUGCAUAUAUUACUACCACAAUAUCGUUGAUAAUUUCUACUUGUUACUGUCACGAUUGAGGCUACGUUUGAUUCAUUUAUCUCAUUUUCACUUGCAAUGAUUAUAUACAUGAGUAUUAUAUGCAUUUAUGGUGCUCAAUACCAGUUUUACUUAAUCGUAUAGAAGCAGGAACUAGAUAAGAGAAGUAUGAUUUGGGAUUCCGGGAAGCACUGAGCUUGAGGAAGCACUGAGGUGUUAAAGAAAAUGAUUAUAUAAUUGUUUGAACCACACACACUUCCACACUCAGCAUUUUUUUUGCAUGAAGACAAAAUCAACCUCGUACAAAAUAUGAUAUUCUGAAUACGCCAAGACGCGUAUUUUAUAACACCGCGAGUGCAGUGAUGUAAAGAGGAAUUCUUAACUUACGAUCACAACGAUUUUGACAAUGACGACUGGAAUACAAAGUUGCUUGCUUUUGUGGGUGAAUCUAUACUUGGUGCAUUUCUCGAAGAUCGAAGCUAACUGCGCAGGAAAUGGUUUGAUGAACAACUGUGCUUGUAAUUUUAUUGGUGCCUGUACAUAUGACGUCAGUAAAAAUACAUUCAAUGCCCGUCCUGGUUUAGCAGGAAAUCUGAGAAAGUACAUCCCGGACGUUACACCUUUAGGUACACCACAAACUACUGAAAUUUGUGAGCCUGGGAACUUUGGUAUUAUAUACGAUUGUAAUAAUCGCAUCCCACUUGCCGCUACAAUUGUUAUGACUGCUGAUCAGUAUAAUGACCCUGCAUACAAACGACCUUCGAAUAAAUUUAGGCAAAGCUCCGAAAUGGCAGACCCAUCUUUUCAACAAAAUGAUGAUGAUUAUAAAGACGCACUAAACCGCAAGCUAUGCUACGAAUCACUAACUAACAAAGUGUAUUACAUUGAAAGUAAUUGGUACAGAGCUGAAAAUAAGAUAUCACUUGGGUUAUUUACGGUAUGUCCAAACACUGGACCACAAGAUGAUCUUAAAACCCGUGUUCACAGAGGUCACUUGAUUGCUGCCAAUUAUGGUCGCGGUACACCUAAUUUGAUAAGAAGUCAACAAACGUUCGUAUAUACAAACGCAGUUCCACAAUUUGGCGUUCUAAAUUCGGGAUCAUGGCAGAAACACGAAUCAAUGCUGAUUGAAUGGGCAAAAAGCAACUGUGGAAGUUCUCCUUUGCACGUCAUUGUCGGCAGUAUACCAUCAACAUAUGGGAAAAACGAGCAAAGGUUCUUUGGUGGAUCAGGGUUCAGUGAUUUUAUUGGACCUUCAAAUACACCAGGAGGAAACGGGUAUAGGGUUAAUGUGCCAUCGUACUUGUGGACAGCGGCGUGUUGUCAUUCACCAUCAAAUACUUUCACCAAAAGCACCACAUUCUUUGCUGAAAACCUACCCACAGGAUUUUCUCAACAAAGUGUCGAAUUGAGUAAAUUGUUUUCAGCUAUGGAAGCUUAUCCUAUAAAUCUUUUCCCUGGGAUGCCAAGUUGUAACGAUGAUAAAAAUUUUGUUUCGUUGUGAUGAAAUAGCUUGUUUUUUUGUUCAGUUUGAUUUUGUAAGUUCUGGCGAUAUACCCUGUUAAAAUUACCAAUAAGAUAAAAAAGCAUAACAGAAACUAAUUUGGGAAUUUUCGGUUGUUAUUGGUUUUUCAUGUUUAUAUGGUUAUAAAUUAACAAGAAUAGGGGAGAUAUUGAAUCUGAAAAGUCCAUAUUAUGGGCGCAAAUGCAUUUUGAAGAUAAGACGUUGAUUACAUUAAGGUCCGGUCACACGAUCCAAUUCACUUCUGAUGGAUGUUUAACAGUUUGUUCACUCCGUUCGACUUGCAAUGUACAUAUUUGUGGACAGCGAAUCAACCCAAUGCAGUUCUACUGCUUUAUCAAAUAACACCACAUUCCAUACGUCAGAAGUCAAUUGAAUCCGACAAAGUUGGAUCGUGUGAAAUUUUGAACGGUAGGAAUAGAGAUUUUGAACGGUCGGAAUUCACCAGUUUCACCCAGACCCUUUACAUUCCAGCGUAAAUUUGACAAGUACCUUACCUAUUUUUUGAAGUUGAAUGAUGAUAUCCAUGUGUUAACAUUCACUUUGAACCGACUAUAACGCUUGGGUCGAGUGGACGACUUCUGCAGUCGUAUCACUCCCAACAUAAGGGUUAGGUAUAGUUUAGUGCGAGGCUAAUAGUAAUAAUUAUGUAUUUGUAUUAAUUAUACAUCGAACAUUUGAAUCGUGAAGUAAA
Molecule: messenger RNA, 2300 nt
Organism: Dendronephthya gigantea
Lineage: Eukaryota; Metazoa; Cnidaria; Anthozoa; Malacalcyonacea; Nephtheidae
Exons: 2
Coding region: 491-1588 (365 amino acids)
Molecular function (GO): nucleic acid binding; hydrolase activity; metal ion binding
Source: RefSeq, a predicted model, not a curated record